AUGUCACAGCAGACCUCCAGUAUCACCUUCCGGGACGACAGCUCAUUCCCCUACAUCUACGAACAGAACGUGGACAUCCCCUUACGCACCUACAAGACAGGAGUAAUCCGGGCAAAUAUCCACCGUCCCCAUGACACCGAGAGCGGAGUCAAAUACCCUGUCAUUGUCACUUACGGACCAUAUGGAAAAGACAUUGCUAAACCCGGACCACAAAUCCGUUCAUUCUGCUUGGAGACGCUGGAUCCAGCAUGGUGGACUCGCAAUGGGUACAUUGUUGUUAGGGCAGAUGAGCGAGGCAUCGGGCAGAGCCCUGGACUGCUGGAUACAAUGAGCCAGGGGACCAGCGACGCGUUCUUCGACGUUGUCGAAUGGGCUGCGGUGCAGAAGUGGUCCACAGGUAAGGUUGGCCUUCUUGGUAUUAGCUACUACGCUGGGACGCAGUGGCGAGUGGCUGCGAGGAAUCCCAAGGGGUUGGCGGCCAUCAUACCUUGGGAGGGGAUGUCGGACUACUAUCGCGACCGCUGCAGGCAUGGUGGCAUCCUAUCAAACAAUUUCAUUGAUAUAUGGUGGCGCGGCCAGGUCGUUGUCAACCAGUACGGGCGCCCCCGAUCGAAUCCCAAAAUACCGCCGACUAUCGAGGGGACACUUCCGGAGGAGGAGCUGCAGCGCAACCUGCGAGAUCAGCGCGUCGAUAAUGUCGAACAUAAGUACCUGGACGAGGAGUACUAUGCUUCCCGGGACUAUUGUCUGGAGGAUAUUAAAGUACCACUUCUAAGCGUGGCGAACUGGGGCGGCAUUCUUCUACACCUUCGCGGCAACGUCGAGGGUUAUUUUCAUGCAGGCUCAGAGACUAAAUAUCUCCACUUCAUUACUGGACGGCACGACCUUCCAUUUUAUUACCGGGAAAACGCCGCUCUGCAGAAAUCGUUUCUGGAUGCCUUUCUCAAGGGAGAGGACAAUCGAGGCUGGUCGACACCGGGCAAGAUCCCACCGGUAUCGAUUUUGCUGAGGGAGGGAGAUGUUGGAUUCAACGAUGGUUGCCAAAGAAAGCGGUUACCAGCGAAGGGAGGAGCCAUCAUGGCCCUUGCCAAAUACAGUCUAUACACGAUACUACCUCCUCCCGGACGGGGCCAUGACAGACCGUCCAAGCACAGCAGCUCUGCAUUGCUCGCUCAGAAAGGUGGACACGGCGCAUGCAUAUCACCGCGACUAUCUCCCAUACCGCAGCUAUGCCUCCACAAGUGUAGAGCCGCUUGUACCAGGCGAAGUUUACAAGGUCACAGUCGAGAUUUGGCCGACCAAUGUGGUCGUCAGUCCCGGGAAUAG
Molecule: messenger RNA, 1326 nt
Organism: Aspergillus niger
Lineage: Eukaryota; Fungi; Ascomycota; Eurotiomycetes; Eurotiales; Aspergillaceae
Exons: 4
Coding region: 1-1326 (441 amino acids)
Molecular function (GO): hydrolase activity
Source: RefSeq, a predicted model, not a curated record